Messenger RNA from Penicillium verhagenii, 957 nucleotides. RefSeq lists its product as uncharacterized. The coding region runs from base 1 to 957 and encodes 318 amino acids. Lineage: Eukaryota; Fungi; Ascomycota; Eurotiomycetes; Eurotiales; Aspergillaceae. The transcript has 2 exons. The record is from RefSeq and is a predicted model, not a curated record.
AUGGCUUGUCCUACUCAACCUCACAUCAAUUGGGAUAACAAGGUUCAGCCGCUGGUUCGGUCUCCCCUUCCUACACCUUCCGUUCCUGUCCUUAACAAGAGCCUAGCUGCUAUAGUUCAAGAUGCUUCUCGUCACCCUUGGGGCCUAGUUGAUCACCACCUAUAUCUCGCAGCCAUUGAACGUGGUAGAGAUUGCUCAACCCGACUUGGUAGCUGCAUGCUUCAGGAGGGCGAGCGAUUCCGUGAAGUUUGCCUCGAUGAACUCCUUGAUAUUAAUACUUCCUCAGCUGGAUUUUCGACAGAUCACCACCUGAUUACUUUUAUGAAUAUGCCUAUUCUGCCUUUAUCUACUUUGGCCCCAUUGACUGAGGAGAAACUUGUCCUGGGAUUUGAUGUCGAGCGACAACAUCUCCUGGGUUAUUUCUUCAAAUCUGCCCCCGACGAUCUUACUGACCUAUGCUAUGUAUGGCACGAAGGCGAGCUAAUUAUUGACAUCCACAUUGACCGUUUCUUGGAAAUGUACCAGUAUACCGUGAAGAACCAUCUGGAGAUCUGCGGAGUCGGCAUUUCCUCCACGACUUUGUUGAUCUACUGCGGGGGGGGCAUCAAGGAUAAAAUCCGAAAGGAAUACGGUGAUUCGGAAGAAUAUCUCCGCACUCUGCUAUCCAAGGCCUCAUAUGAAUCCUGGUUUGCUGUGCGUGACGGACUAACACUUCAACAGUACCGACAACAGAAGAUGGACAAGGUGAGCCAGCUGGCCUCGUGUGAUUUGCUAUUUGACCGGGCCUCUCCUGUGCCAAGCAACUCGUCCACUCCGCCACUUCAGUCGAGCUCGACUCCUCCUAGCCCUGUGAUUCCGCAGGGAAAUGCCAAAUCGGAGCAACUUAGGGAGCUACAGACACAGAUGUGCCAGGUUUUCUUUGCAUUGGUGUACUUCUAUGCGCUGGUCGCCAAUUAA